Molecule: messenger RNA, 481 nt
Organism: Pristis pectinata (smalltooth sawfish)
Lineage: Eukaryota; Metazoa; Chordata; Chondrichthyes; Rhinopristiformes; Pristidae
Product: coadhesin-like
Exons: 3
Coding region: 53-481 (142 amino acids)
Source: RefSeq, a predicted model, not a curated record
CCCCUGGUCCCCUUGGUCAGUCUGCACUGCUACCUGUGGGGUGCAGAACAAAAUGCGGAUUCGUAUGUGCACACACCCGGAGAGUGGAAUGCGUUGUGAGGGACCAUCAGCGGAAUUGAUGGGAUGUGAGGCGCUCAGACCUUGCCCAGUCAACGGGGAGUGGUCGGAGUGGUCACCCUGGUCUCCAUGCACUGCCUCCUGUGCCGGCAUCAAGAGACGAGUUCGUAUCUGUGACAACCCCACUCCAGCCAACGGGGGCCUCCCCUGCAGCGGCUCCCUCGAGCAGGCUAUGCCCUGCGGAAAUGCUGACUGCCCAGUCACUGGGUUUUGGUCGAUCUGGACAGCGUGGAGCCCUUGCCCUGUCAGCUGUGGUUUGGGGAUAAUGAAACGUUCUCGCACCUGCAAUGCUCCAUUUUCAAGAAAAGUGCAACUCAUUGUGUGGGGCAUAAUCAAGAAGAAAGAUCAUGUGGCUUUCCGGUGA